Messenger RNA from Scutellospora calospora, 974 nucleotides. NCBI's taxonomy places the organism in Eukaryota, Fungi, Glomeromycota, Glomeromycetes, Diversisporales, Gigasporaceae. The record is from the annotation of a GenBank genome assembly.
UGUAAAGAUGACGUUUUAGCGUUAGGAAUUGAUAAGUACAAUCAAGAAUGUAGAAACAUUGUUAUGCGAUAUUCGGGAGAUUGGCGAGAAACUGUAGAACGUAUUGGUCGCUGGAUUGAUUUUGAUAAUGAUUACAAAACCUUAAACACCUCUUUUAUGGAAAGCGUCUGGUGGGUAUUCAAAGAAUUAUAUGAAAGAGAUCAAGUUUACCGUGGUGUAAAAAUAAUGCCAUUUUCUACCGCGUGUACAACACCACUUUCAAAUUUUGAGGCUUCUCAAAAUUAUAAAGACGUUAAUGAUCCAGCUAUUGUCGUCUCUUUUCCUUUGGCCAAUGAACCGGAUGUGUCACUUUUAGCAUGGACAACAACCCCAUGGACAUUGCCCAGUAAUUUAGCUCUCUGUACCAAUCCUGAUUAUGAAUAUAUUAAGAUUAAGGAUGAAGCUUCUGGACAGCAAUAUAUCCUUUUGGAGAAAUGCCUAAAUACUUUGUAUAAAGAUCUCAAAAAGGCAAAAUAUGUUAUAUUGCAAAAAAUCCCGGGAAAGGAUAUGAAAGGGUGGGAAUAUAUCCCUUUAUUUGAAUAUUUUGCUCCUAAGUUCAAAGGAAAAGGAUUCGUUAUAGUAAAUGAUAAAUAUGUUACAGAUGAUAGCGGUACUGGCAUUGUUCAUCAGGCACCAGCCUUUGGUGAAGAUGAUUAUCGUGUAUGCCUCGAAAAUAAUAUUAUUACAGAGGAUGGAUUUCUUCCUUGUCCUGUCGAUGAACAAGGUUUAUUUACUUCAGAAGUGACUGAUUUUGCCAGAAUGCAUGUCAAGGAUGCAGACAAAAAUAUUCAAAAAUUUUUAAAACAAAAAAAUCGGUUAAUCGUUCAAUCUCAAAUGAUGCACAGUUAUCCUUUUUGUUGGCGCUCAGAUACUCCAUUAAUAUAUAAGGCUGUUCCCUCGUGGUUUGUUCGUGUCAAAAAUAUCAUCCCUGAAUU